Racocetra persica is the source of this 257-nucleotide messenger RNA. The record is from the annotation of a GenBank genome assembly. NCBI's taxonomy places the organism in Eukaryota, Fungi, Glomeromycota, Glomeromycetes, Diversisporales, Gigasporaceae.
CUAGUUAUGCUAACGAAAUUGAAAAAAAUGAAGAAAAUGCAUUCAAAUGUUAUCUGUUAUCAUCCCAACUUGGGCUUCCAGAAGCGUUAUUUUUUGUAGAAAAAUGUUAUUAUAUGGGACAAGAUGUUAAAAAAAAUAAUAAGAAGGCGUUAGAAUAUUUCACAAAGGCUUAUAAUAACAACUAUUUUGCAGCUAAAUUUUUUAUGAAUGGAUGUAAACAGGAUGUGUUUAAAGAUGAAGAAAAUUUUAAGUUUUAA